AUGAGUUCUCAACAGGAUCCGACCAAAAUUGUAUUACCGCCAGCAAUUCGUGUAUCACCGCUUUUGCGGUUUAUGCGUUAUUCCUUUCUUGGUAACUUCAUUGAUUCACGAAAAUCAAUAGUUUCGAGUACAUGUAGUGUAUAUGCUUUUGCAGUUGCAAAUCUGGAGAUUAGUUUUGUGGACAUUGAUUUAGACCUUUUGUUUCACAGCACGGCUAACAAAUUGAAAUCAGAUGUGAAUUUGAAAAUAAUUCAAGGAUUGGGUGUUAUUUGGGGAUUUUUCCGUUAUCGAAUGAUUUGCGAGAAGCAUGCAGUUGUGCGGCAAAAAGAACAUGAAAAGAAACUUGCAGAAGCAGAGAAAGAGCGCACACUGCGCAAACAGAAGGGAGAUAAAAGCUUGUACGACAUUUAUUUGAACAUCCUGGAAACCGAUCUCGAUGAAGGUGGUUCACUGUUUGGUAGUGUUCGGGAAUAA
Messenger RNA from Acanthocheilonema viteae, 474 nucleotides. Lineage: Eukaryota; Metazoa; Nematoda; Chromadorea; Rhabditida; Onchocercidae. The record is from the annotation of a GenBank genome assembly.